UGGCUGACUCGUAGAAAUGUAUACUCAACUUAUUUCCAAGCGAGUUUAGUUUCUCAUAGUGGCCUGUUGUGAGUGGAAUUACGAGAUAUUUAUCGCGCGUUUUUAUUAAAAAUAGUAACAAAAAAUAUUUAAAAGAAUAUUAUUUUGCAGUAUAUUCAAUUGAAAUUUAUAUAAUUACGUGCAUUUCAAUACCGAAAUCAAAAUUUUCUUCAUAUAAUAAUAAAAAUUUUAACAUAAAAUUGUUGAAUACAAUUUGCUUGUUUGUGAAGCAAAAAGAAAAAAAAAACGAGUACAAAAAAGACUAUCGAGCAGAGUGAAAUAGUCAAGCAAGCAACACAAGAAAGAAAAAUAAAAGCAGCCGUACAAUUUGUAUUUACAAAGUUUACAACAAAUUAUUUAAUAUAAAAACAAAAAUCAAUUAAAAAAAAAUCUUCAAAGAAAAAAGUUGCAAGGAAUUCCCACAUUUCCAUUUUUGAUAUUAGCGUUUGCUGCUAUUAAAAUCCCACAGAAGUUAUACGCUUCCACAACGGCACAUACUUUUACAAUAUUACAUCACUCCACUGCUCCAUCAUUAACCGCCACAAUUGCGAAGAAACAACGGCAAGCGCCCGCCGGCGACGUUGGUGUCACUGUCGUCGCCGAUGGUAACGUUACUGCACUGAACGCCCCCACUAGCAGCAACAGCAUCAAAGCCGGUGGUGGUCAAAUGUCGCUAACGCCGCGCUUCACGACCGAAGAGAAGGAGAUCCUCUAUAGCCUAUUCCAUCAGCACGAGGAAAUCAUUGAUAUCAAGUUUCGGAAGAAGCAGAGGAGUAAAUAUUCGGUACGCGAUACUUGGGAUCAAAUCGUGCACGAAUUCAAUGGACAUCCCAGCGUCAGUCAGCAGCGCAAUGUCAAGCAGAUACAAAAAUUUUGGCUCAAUGCAAGACUUCGCAAACAGUAUCCAUUUCGUAUAAAGUGUAGUAAUGUAGCAAACUCACUUAAUGGCAAUCAAUCCCAGCUUGUUACUCACGUCAUAAAAGAUGAGCCCGAAUAUUUGAAUAAUAACGACACUGCCGAACAGGGAACGGAAAAUGAAACUUUCGAGGAAAUUGAAAUGGAUGCUAGUGUCACCCAAUUAGAUGAGGAUUCAAAUGAUCCACAUCAAGAACAACAAACACACCAUCAUCAACAACAACAGUUGCAACAACAUGUACAACAUCAACAAACAAACACCAUACAAACACAACAAAUUAGUGUCGAUCAAAUAAGUGCCGACAAACUAACGUUGAAUGAUCUGUUGCAGUUCAAGACCGCACGCCCACGCGAUGAAAUUAUAUUGCAAAUCAAACAAGCAGAUGCCACAAGUUCACAAAUAACUAUACCUUCACCCACACGUAUCACCAUACCAACACAUCAGCAGCAACAUGCAAUGGCAACUAUAACUGCAAGUGGCUACAAUCAGCAAAUAAUCAGUGAAAUCAAACCACAACAGAUCACAUUGGCACAAUAUCAAGCACAGCAACAGCAACAGUUGCAACAACAGCAGCAACAACAAAUGCAACAGCAGCAACAACACUUGCAACAUCAGCAAAUUGCUGUAGCACACCAACAGCAGCAACAACAACAGCCACAACAAGUAAAAAUUCAAUUACAAUCUCCAGCUGCACAAUUUACUAAUGGCACACCCACCUUCACAUGCACGACAUUCAAUGCAGUACCAGCUACUGCUGCAACAGCAACCGUUGCUGCACCAACAACCGCAAGCAUUGCAUCCGCGGCUACUACAGCGGUCACUGUUGACUCCUUCGAAGAAAAAAUUAAUUAUUUCAAACUGAAAGAGGCCGAAUUACGCUUUAAGGAAGAGCAAGUGGCGCUUGAAAGAAAGAAAAUUGAUUUGAGCCGAGCUCAAGAGGAACUUAAACAUCUGCGAGAAGUACAUCAUCUACAAGUCGAGGAAUUGAAACUGAAGAUACGUAUUUUGCAAGAGGAAGAAAAGGUCAUGCGAAAAAAUAUAAAUCCUGUGCAAUCUUAGGAGCAAAAUGGAUUCUAUUGCAAACCAGGAUAGUCGUAAAACAACAGUUUAGUUUUAUUAUUUCAUUUAAGCAACGCAGUUUAUAAAUAACAAUUAUUCUAGAUUUUAUUAGUUUUAUACAUUA
Messenger RNA from Teleopsis dalmanni, 2138 nucleotides. RefSeq names its product regulatory protein zeste (gene z). The coding region runs from base 707 to 2014 and encodes 435 amino acids. The record is from RefSeq and is a predicted model, not a curated record. The transcript has 3 exons. Lineage: Eukaryota; Metazoa; Arthropoda; Insecta; Diptera; Diopsidae.